GUAUCCCCGCUAGCCUGUUGUUGAGAUAGGCCCCGCCGGCGAUCAUCCCACUUCAGUGUAUCCGCGACGGGAGCUGGUCAGAACCAGCAUCGCGUCUCAUAUAUUUAGACCCCGGCGCCUUAUUAGCUUGGUCAUGACAGGAACAGGUCGGCUUCAGGCUCUGUUAUGCCUCUUCGAGAUCGACAUGUUUAUGGGGUUUGGCACCUCACAAGCCUCCCAAGGCUGUAGGGCUACCAAGACGUGCAAUCACGAUAAAGACAUGAGAGUUUGCCGUAUCACCUUACAGUGGCUUACACUAGGCGCCUUACCAAUCUUCUCAGUACCAUGCCGUCUCCACUGUCCCUUCGUAUCCCACGAAAUGGGGCUCCACUCCUCGCAGCUACGCCACGAGUCGUCGCCCUUGGAGGUGCGUCUACAGGAUUCUCUGUUAUAAGUAUAUCGGAUUUCUUCUCUUUGCGUUCUUUACUCGUCUUGCUCGUCUUUGCACGCAUAGCGACCGUCACUCGUUUACUCCUAACUAAUUCUA
Molecule: messenger RNA, 526 nt
Organism: Alternaria alternata
Lineage: Eukaryota; Fungi; Ascomycota; Dothideomycetes; Pleosporales; Pleosporaceae
Exons: 2
Coding region: 134-433 (99 amino acids)
Source: RefSeq, a predicted model, not a curated record